AUGGAUGUGGAUGAUGCAAGGGUGAACGUGAAUGUGGAUGUGAAGAAUGUUGACGAGAACCCGAACCCGAACCUGAACGUGAACCCGAACGUGAACCCGAACCCGAACCCAAACGCGAAUGCAAACGCGAAUGCAAACACGAACGCGAACGGGAACGGGAAUGCGAACGCGAAUGUGAACGCGAAUGUGAAUGCGAACGCGAACGGGAAUGUGAAUGUGAAUGCGAACCCAAAUGCAAACGCGAAUGGGAACGCGAAUGGGAAUGGGAACGCGAACUUGAAUGGGAACGCGAACCCGAAUGCGAAUGCGAACCCGAAUGUGAAUGCGAAUGCGAAUGCGAACCCAAAUGCGAAUGCGAACCCAAAUGCAAACGCGAAUGGGAACGCGAACCCGAAUGCGAAUGCGAACCCGAACGCAAACACGGACCCAAACGUGAAUGUUGAAGCGAACCUGAACCCGAAUCCGAAGGCAAACCCGAACUUUGACCCAAAUGCGAGGACUGUAUGGUGGACUCGCAAGGUGGAGUCCACCGCUUCUACCACCUCCACCUCCACCUCCACCUCCUCUACCAUCUCAACGGCCUCUGGAUCAUAUGGUGGACCCAUGAGGUGGAGUCCACCGCCUUCACUACCUUCUCAUGCGACUCGCCUGCCUCUACCACCUCCUGAUUGGGAAGAUAACAAUAUCCUUCAGUCUGGUGCCAAAUCAUCUUCUCCUCUCCGACCUUCACCUGCUCGCUCCAAAGGCCAAAAGAGUUCUGCGGGUCCGAGAAAAUCACGGAAGUCAAUGUCAGCACCGCCCAAAGUAUCUCCCUCUUCCUUGCCUUCGAAAUCCUCAUUUAUGCCGAACUUCUCACUGCCUCAGUCCAAAUUUGAACCAGAGAUACCUGGGUUCGAUAACAGCCGCUUGAGCAGUCCCCCGCCGCGAGCUUCAAUAUGA
This is a messenger RNA of Lentinula edodes (shiitake mushroom), 939 nucleotides long. RefSeq lists its product as uncharacterized. The record is from RefSeq and is a predicted model, not a curated record. Bases 1 to 939 code for a protein of 312 amino acids. The transcript has 3 exons. NCBI's taxonomy places the organism in Eukaryota, Fungi, Basidiomycota, Agaricomycetes, Agaricales, Omphalotaceae.